Drosophila rhopaloa is the source of this 1859-nucleotide messenger RNA. Its product is annotated as probable cytochrome P450 6d5. The record is from RefSeq and is a predicted model, not a curated record. The transcript has 5 exons. Gene Ontology annotation, molecular function: iron ion binding; oxidoreductase activity, acting on paired donors, with incorporation or reduction of molecular oxygen; heme binding. Bases 65 to 1591 code for a protein of 508 amino acids. Lineage: Eukaryota; Metazoa; Arthropoda; Insecta; Diptera; Drosophilidae.
UCGGACCCGACCAGUUAGUUUCGGUUUGCCACACGAGAAGUGUGGAAAAAGAAAAUAUAUCGAUAUGAUUGGAAUAGUUCUAUUGAUCGGUGCGAUCACGUUGCUCUAUGUCUACCUCAAGUGGACAUUCAGCUACUGGGAUCGCAAAGGUUUCCCAUCCAUUGGCAGAAGCAUUCCUUUCGGUGCCCUGGAAGCCGUGACGAAGGGAAAACGAUCCUUCGGAUUGGCCAUUCACGAUUUGUACAAAACGACCAAGGAACCGGUAGUGGGAUUAUAUCUCACUGUGAGACCUGCGCUUCUAAUCAGAGAUGCUCAAUUGGCUCACGAUGUGUUGGUCAAGGAUUUCGCCAGUUUUCACGAUCGUGGUGUUUAUGUGGAUGAGAAGAACGAUCCAAUGUCCGCAAGUUUGUUUGCCAUGGAAGGGGCUAGUUGGAAGGCCCUACGCACAAAAUUAACCCCCUCUUUUACCUCCGGAAAACUAAAGGCCAUGUUCGAGACCUCCAAUUCCGUUGGAGACAAAUUAAUAGCCAGCAUAAGGGCACAAGUACCCCAGACAGGUAUCAAGGAGCUGGAUAUCAAAAGCUUAGCAUCAACUUAUGCUAUUGAUAUUAUUGGCUCGACUAUUUUUGGCCUUGAUGUCGAUAGCUUUGCAGAUCCUAACAAUGAGUUCUUGACCAUUAGCAAGAAAAUCAAUCAAAACACUAUUGAGGAUAUUGUUCGUGGAGCAUCGUUAUUCCUUUUCCCUGGCCUGGAGAAAUUCUUUGUCAAAAUUGGUUGGAAACAGGAGUCAGUCGAACGAAUGCGUGAAUUAUCCAAUCGCACUGUCGAUCUAAGGGAAAAAAACAAUAUAGUGCGAAAGGAUUUACUGCAACUCCUCCUACAAUUGCGCAAUCAGGGAAAGAUCAGUACUGACGACUCCGUUUGGACCGCGGAGAGUACUAAAAAUGGAGUAAAAUCCAUGUCCAAAGAUUUGAUUGCCGGGCAGCUCUUUCUUUUCUAUGCAGCCGGUUUUGAGACGACGGCAUCUACAAUAUCCUUCACUCUCUACGAGCUUACACAAAAUCCUGAGUUGAUGGAAAAGGCGAAGGAGGAUGUACGCCGUGCCAUCGAAAAGAACGGGGGAAAACUAAACUACGAUGCCGUUGCGGACAUGAAGUACCUGGAGGCCUGUAUCUUGGAAACCACUCGGAAAUACCCCGCCCUUCCACUGCUGAACAGAAUCUGCACCCAGGAUUAUCCUGUACCCGAUAGCAAGUUGGUAAUCCAGAAGGGAACUCAAAUUAUAAUCUCCCUGUUGGGACUGCAUCUGGAUGAAGAGAACUUCCCUGAUCCGCUCAGCUAUCAGCCAGAACGUUAUCUGGAAGAUGGCAAAAACUACAACCAAGCUGCUUAUUUGUCUUUUGGCGAGGGUCCUAGAAUGUGCAUCGGUGCCCGCAUGGGAAAGGUUAAUGUGAAGAUAGCGAUUGCCAAGGUCUUGUCAAAUUUCGAUCUGGAGAUCAGAAAGGAAAAGCGUGAGAUUGAAUUUGGAAUUCAUGGAGUAUCCCUGAUGCCCAAGGAUGGUGUUCCUAUACAAUUCUCCCUCAAAAAGUAGACUACAAGUCUACUUUCAUUUUAUAUAUCAUUAUUAUCAUAACGGAUAUUAAUAGAAUUUUCUGUAACACAAAACUAUUAAGUUUACUUGUAUUAAAUAUUCUGACAAGGGUGUUAAGGCACAUACGCCAGUGGUAGCAGUUAAAACAAGUUUUUGGCCGGUAUAUAUUUGUUUGUUUAAUAUCUAUCGACAUAUACUCAAUUUUCCAACCAAGAGUCUAAAAAUAAAAAAUGGUUUUAAAGGCAAGGUCAAUAAAGAGCGAAAGAAC